UGAAUAAUUGUGAUCUCCAUAUAAGCCAGAAGAUUUUUGUCUCAAGGCACCUUAUGUCCUGGCAUUUGGCUUCAUCCUCAAACCUCUGAGGACAAGUUUGAGCAUCUUUCUUUUAAAAGUAGUAGUAGAUAAAACCCUGCACGUCUCGUACAGCGACACACCCAACGUUGGCAGAACCUGCGGAACUUUCUUCGGCCAGAGGAACCAGAUUAGCGAGCCGAUUUGCAAAUAAUCAAGAAGCUUUGAUAUAAACAGGAUCCGUUCCAGUUGCCGGUGUUGUGCUUGGCAACAGGGUUACGAUGAAUCCUGCCAAAAUGUGUCUUCAAUCAAUUUGUCUUAAGUCUCUCUUGAACCUGACUUAACCUCAAACCCAUCUGUUAAUGCGUGUCGCCGUGAGUUUGACUUUAUCACUUGGAGUUACUUUAUUAAUGAUAACUAAUGUUUUCUUGGUCAGUGUUUGAAGUAGCUCCAUUGAAUAUUUCUUAUUAUGUAUUGUAUUUUUAAUUUAUUUUACUCUUGAACAUUGAACUGCACGUCUGCGUCUAAAAUGAAGUUUUAGUUUUAAGUCAUUGUCUGGAUCAUUAGCUCUGAUCUGUUGCAGGAUUUCCCGUCAUUCGAUGCGAGUUAUUCUUUCACUUUCUUUUUCUCUGUUUCUGUUAAAUAUAACGAAACCUUAUCUAUUAUGUCUCCCACUGUUUCUUCCGUUCACUCCCUCCCCCUCUCUUUUAUCUCUUCACCAGGAGCGGUGUUUGCUGGACACUGUGCUGCAGGCUGAUACUCAGACGGCUCUGCUGGCCACAGAUGUGUGGUGCUUUACAGCACGGUACGGGACAGCAGAACUGUGCCUACAUCAUGUCCUCCUUGUUGCUCAGCUGGUGAAAGCCUACACCACUGAGUGUUACCAGGCAGUCCACCUGGGCCUGCUGCUCAAACGCAUGGUUUUCCUCAUGACGCCGAACCACCAGAUGGAGCUGGUGGAGCGUUUCCCCCCCUCCGAAGUGGGAAACCUUCCAGUGUGGCGACACGUCCUCCUCAGAGCUCUUUCCCGUGAUGCCCGUCACCGCGUAGAGACCGACGUCAUAGGUCUUUCUCAAAACGCUCUGACCGACUGGCAGAAUGGAGGAUACAAACUAGGAGAGGUGGACCAAGUGAACACGGUGCUGUUAUCCCUCCUAGCGGUGGUUCGGGUGCAGUCAUCUCCUGAGGAGCACUGUGUGUCUGCAGUGAGGAUAAUCACACAGCUGUGGUCACGAAUGAGUCCCGACCAGGUGCAGACCCACCCUGUGCUCCAGUGUACUCUGCAGCUGCUCCUGUCAAUAUCUGCAAUGUUAGUGAAAAACACCGAACCUCAAGUCAUUUGUCAGGCUCUGUUGUGUGUGGACACUGUGGUGUCUCAGACGUGUGCAGAUCAGUUGCUGCUGGCUGCUCUGGAGUUCCUCUCCUCGCUGGGGAAGAUCUUUGUCCCCGCUGACAGCCAGAAUCAGAUUCUGCCGAAGCUGAGUCGCCUGUUUGGACUCCUGUUGGCUGACGGAUCCUGGCUGCUACAUCAACACGCCCUGGAGGCCUUUUCUCAUUUUGCAGAGAUUACAAACCAUGAAGAGGUAAUCUCCCACAGUUUGUGCGUAGAAGAUACCAAGGCGAAGGUGGUGAACUAUCUCAGCAAGAGCGUUAAUGCUCGGGAAGAUGUGGCGUCACGGCUCCAGAGGCUCAAGAUGGAGACGGAAGUUAUUGAGCAACACAAUGAGAGGCUGGAGAACAACAAAGGAAAUGCUUCUGACAAACCGGCUGCUGAAGCUUCAGAGCCGUGCCCAAAGAGAGCUCGGCAGGAGUCCAGUGCAGAGGAGGAGUACAGCCGCCACAUCCAGACAGCUGAGAGUGCUUUGAAAGCCCUGCAGGCUCUCACUGAAAGUAACGCCAGCGCACCGCCUCCACAGUGGCUGGAACCCAGACUACAGGAGCUCCAGACCCUCAUCACCCACAUCAGUACAGACAGACACACCACCUAGCCCCAGAUGCAUCUACGUCAUGUAUAGAAAAACUAUUUACCCCGAGUCUGUAACCGUUGCUGCUCCUGAAAAGCCUUUAUUCACUUUUUAAACCCGUCUGUGGUCACUUUUGAUUGAUAUUGUUUAUUAAACUUAUUUGAAUGCAAA
Cottoperca gobio is the source of this 2153-nucleotide messenger RNA. It is a transcript of the gene firrm, whose product is annotated as fignl1 interacting regulator of recombination and mitosis. The transcript is spliced from 11 exons. The record is from RefSeq and is a predicted model, not a curated record. Bases 618 to 2006 code for a protein of 462 amino acids. NCBI's taxonomy places the organism in Eukaryota, Metazoa, Chordata, Actinopteri, Perciformes, Bovichtidae.